AAAGAAGGCAGGUUUCCAGGGGAACAUAACCCUAUCCAUCCUCUUCUACUGGCAGCAAAGCAAAGCAGCCCUAGAAAUUACACUAUUCCAAAACACUGCAAUGUCUCGUCGAGAGGGUCGAGAUUCCGACUCUAGACGACACCGUUCUGGGUUCGACCGUGAACCCAGCCCUAAGAGGUCUAGGAGAGACGGGAAACCUCAGACUGAAAGGCAGGUCUCCAGCGCUGACGUCGGAGACAGGCCCGACCAGGAGGAGAAACAGCGCCGUCGGUUGCAAGAUGCUGUACCCCUUGAGGCGGCUCCGACACCUCCUGAUUCUUCUAAGAUUGAAACUGUGAUUGUUGGUAAGGAUUCCGAUAGGAAAAACAAUGGACAACAUGAAGGAACCAAGCAUUCUUCUGAUCCAACUGAAGUGCCCCGCUCCCGAUCCUAUUUUCAGCACGAUGAACGUGGUAUUGCCGCACAAGCUGGUCGAAGUUAUGGUCGGAGAGUGGCUUCUGAGCGUGGAGAGCGUGGAUGGUGGAGGGAUGCAAAGGAUCAUCAUAGUGAAAGGGAAACUAGAACAUAUGACACGAGGCAAAGAGACGAGAAACCACAAGCCAGAGGUGAUAGCAAAGAUGAUUGGCGCCAUGAUAGAUUCUUUGAAAUGGAGGCUGAUCCACCGGCACAGCCACCACCCUCCAGGAAACGACCUGCAUUUAGUGAGAAGAAGAUCCCUGCAGCAGCUCAAAGUGCUGACCUCACAACAAAGGAAUCGGAGAAGUCAAGCCAUUCUAGCCACCAUGUAUUAGGAAGUGAAAGAAGAGUGGACAGGGACCGCCACCCCCGGCAUUUGGACAGACCGGAUAGACUCACUGCUGGAGAUCAGGUUCCGAGCAGAAGAGAAGCACCCAGAGGUGGAUUUUUAUCGCAUGAAAGGCAUGGAGGUGGUGGUGGUAGCAAUUUCAGGGGAAGAGAUCGAUUCAGUGGAAGGCAGGGGUAUCGCUCAGGUGGCCCUCGUGUUGAGAAGUGGAAGCAUGAUUUGUAUGAUGAGGCGAACAAGAGUCCUCCCAGAAAGAAUGAAGAGGAUCAGAUCGCAAAGGUGGAAUCACUCUUGGCAUCAUAGAGCUUAAGUUAUACCAUUAAGUGGCCCUUUGAUUUAAUCAUCAAAUGGCAAGUCUGGAGCCAUUUCCCGUACUCCAAUUUUUUGUUUCUUUUUUUAAGUUGUAUCCUGGUGCAAGGUUAGUUUGUUCAUCUGUUUAUGAUUGCAACUCUUUUGGUAGUAGUGGAAUGAUAAAAUUGAACAA
Molecule: messenger RNA, 1286 nt
Organism: Gossypium raimondii (Peruvian cotton)
Lineage: Eukaryota; Viridiplantae; Streptophyta; Magnoliopsida; Malvales; Malvaceae
Exons: 4
Coding region: 101-1105 (334 amino acids)
Biological process (GO): mRNA processing
Cellular component (GO): exon-exon junction complex
Molecular function (GO): mRNA binding
Source: RefSeq, a predicted model, not a curated record